GGGACAAGGGACAGCAGGAGCGGCCGGGGCGGGCUGAGAGGCUGCCCCCGCCCCGCACGGACACACGGACACACACACGUACGGACACGCACAGCCCGGCUCCUGGACGAGGAGGAGGAGGACGUGCGGCUGUAGAACAACGCGUGCGUCUGAGCGCAGCGAGGAGCAGCGCAACACCGGCGAGGAGGUGCGGAACCGAUCCAUUCUCCUCCUCCACCCUAAAAAAAAAAAAAAAACAAAAAAAACCAACAAGCACAUAUAAAGAAAAGGAAGAUCACAUGUUAUAAUAAUCCCCUUUGCAGCCAGACAGGACCAGAGAACUGCCCCGUUAGGAGCUAGAGAUGAGCUUUAGAGGCUGAAAGGGAGGCAGAGGGAAAACUUGAACGACUCCCCGACCCCGGGAGGGAGGGUAGGACCCCGAGCCCCCAGGACUGCCCUCCGGCCCCUUCGCUCCCCUCUCGCCCCGGGCACCACAGCGGCCACGGCCGGCGGGGUCCCGCGAUCCCGGAGAGCAGCCCUCGAGAUCGGGUUUUUCGCUCAGUCCCUCCGCACGCUUCCCUGUGUAAAGCAAAUCCCUGGCAGCCGGGGGAGUAGCGGCUUCCGUGACAGCGGAAAUAAACUAAAAUAAAGCAAAGCAAAAUAAAAAGAGAGAAGAGCCAAGGAAGCACUUGCUUCUCAUCAUCGCUUAGCGAGGGGAACAAAAACCAACAACAACCAAUCAACAACAACAACAAAACAACCAACAACUCACUUCUUAUAACCCUCUGCUGCAGGGAGCAAAGGGAAAGAAGGUACCGAGGCAGAGCCGCUAACAAAGCAGGGCUCGGACCCUAUCGGCACCCCGACUGACAGCGGGAGGGGUGAGGAGUAGGGGAGGCUCCGGCAAAGCCAGGAGCAGAAAUGAAAGUUUCGAAAUAGCAUUCAAAGAGCCGCAAAAGCCCGGAGCGAACGGAGCUCUUCCUGCGCAGCAUCAGCUCCCCAUGGUGCAUCCCCGGCGCUGCAGCGGGGAUGUGAGCGGCCCCGGCCCGCUGCGCGGAGCGGGUGAAAGCACCGAAAGUCCCCGUUAUUUAUUUAUUUAUUGGAAGCGAUGUACGGGUGACACCCAGAAGGCAUCUGAGCCCUGAAGGGGAAAAAAAAGAAGAAGAAAAGCCUCCAGAUCCAAAAGGAAAACAAGAAUGAGACAGCAGCCUUGACCCCUACACUGAGGGGAAGGUGAGCAGAAGGAAAGAAAGACAACGCAGGAAAGCCAUGCAAGCACCAAACCUGUAGAUUACUGCAGCUAUUUUUGCUUCACUAAGGACAGAUAUUUUACUGACAGCCAUGCAGCAUAAAGGCAUCAUGCUGAUUGUGUUCUUGGAAUGUUUUAUUUCUGGCCAUGGAGAAGCAGAUCCCGUGAGGCUACGAGCCUUCCGCUGCAGCGGCCGUUCCUGCAACCCUCCGGUGGGAAACCUGGCCACAGGGAGGACACCCAGCACUCUCACCACGUGCGGGCAGAACAGCACAGAGCUAUACUGCUCCUACCCAGACCAAAGCAUCCUCCAUCCAGCCUCUCACGGCUGCGGGCAGCCUCGCUGCACCAAGUGCAAUGCCAACCAGCCUGAUAACUCCCACCUCCCUGCUGACAUGACCGAUGAUUUCUUUGCAAACCCGAUGUCCUGGUGGCAGUCUGCCCAAGGGGUGCACAGGGAAGAAAUUAGGCUGGACUUUGAAACAGAGUUCUACCUAACACACGUCAUUGCUGUGUUCAAGUCACCUCGCCCAGCUGCGAUGGUGUUGGAAAGGUCCCAGGACUAUGGGCAGACGUGGAGGCCCUACAAAUAUUUCUCUGUCAACUGUACUGCGACUUUUGGGCUCCAGGAUGACCUCACUGAGGAAGGCUCCAUGUGCACUUCCAGAUAUUCAGAUGCAGUACCCUGUACCAGAGGAGAGGUGAUCUAUCGUGCCUUAACUCCAUCUAACAAGAUUGAAGAUCCCUAUAGUCCUGAGGCUCAAGAUCUCCUGAAACUCACCAACCUCCGCCUCCUUUUGUUAAAAAGACAAGAAUGUCCAUGCCGUGGUUUGGGAUUGGUAGAGAAACCUCAGAGAUUUGCCCAUUAUGCUAUUUAUGACCUGAUCAUCCGGGGCAGCUGCUUUUGCAAUGGGCAUGCAGAAGAAUGUGAACUUGCCAACAGGACAGGAGAGGUGGAGAAUGUGGUCCAUGGGAAGUGUGUGUGUAGACACAAUACAGCAGGGGACCACUGUGAGAAAUGUGCAGCACUAUACAAUGAUCAGCCUUGGAAGCCAGGAGAUGGAAAAACUGGGGCACCAAAUGAAUGCAAAAAGUGUCGCUGUCACAACCAUGCUGACAGCUGCCAUUUUGACCUGAGUGUUUGGCUGGCAUCAGGGAAACGCAGUGGUGGAGUCUGUGACAACUGCAAGCAUAACACAGAGGGACAUCGGUGUCAGAGGUGCAAACCGGGGUAUUACAGAGAUAGAGGGAAACCCAUGUCUUCUGCAGAGGUCUGCAAACCUUGCUCCUGCCAGCCAAUGGGUUCGGCCAACGCAACGUUCAGCCGGAGCUGGCGGUGCCACCCCAAGACAGGAUUCUGCUACUGCAAGCCAGGUGUGGCGGGCCCCAACUGCGAUAGAUGUCUCAUGGGCUACUGGGGCUUUGGAGAAAAUGGCUGUCGUCCUUGUGACUGUGCCAGAGACUGCGACCAACGUACUGGAAACUGUUUCAAUGGCUAUGACAACGAGCCAUUCUUUAACAUCCCCAUUGGGGGAAGAAUCCCUGACCUUGUGCAAACACCAACUAAUGAGAGCGAAGAUGAGUGGAAAUGGAAUGACCACGAGCAGGGAUUUUCUGCUCUGAGACACCCAGAGAAGUGUGUGUGCAAAGAGAAGGUGCUUGGAAGCGUCACUGACUUCUGUCAAAUGAAAUACGCUUAUGUGAUAAAAGCAAGAAUCCUGUCUGCUCAUGACAAAGGGACACAUGCAGAAGUUGUUGUGAAAGUGAAGAAGGUCCUGAAAUCCGGUAAAGUGAAAAUUGCUCGGAGCAACAGAAGCAUUUACCCAGAAUCCUGGACCAACAGGGGAUGUACUUGUCCCAUUCUCAAUCCUGGUACCGACUAUCUGAUAGCAGGCCAGGAGGACUCUAGGAGCAGCAAACUUCUCGUGAACAUGAACAGCCUGGUGAAACCCUGGAAAGCACAUUUGGGAAAACAAGUGGCAGAUAUUCUGCGAACAGGGUGCAAGUAACUUCAGCUUCAAAAAUUACAGUGAUGAACUUUGCCUUUUAGUAACACUGCAGUGAAAGGCGUAGCUAGCUCCUAUGUUCUCAAUGAACGUGCUCCUAGCUGAAGUGAUGAAGGUGGGCUCGCCACCCUUUUUCCUUUCAUUUCCGUAGAAAAUGCUGGGACAUGACUGCUUUUUUUUUUCAAAAUGCACAGAUUUAUCACAUAGCAUCAUCCAUAGGUUACAGUUUUUAAUUUCAGCCUGAUUCCGUGUACCCAGAGAAUCAUUUUACAAGGCAAAACUGAAGGUAUGGAUUAGUGUUUCCACACUUCCAGUCAGAGCCUGAUUUUAAUACAUAUAAGCUGCUUACAUAACACAUUCAUUAUUUGGGUGUAGUUUUUUUUUAAAUAAGUUACCACUAACAGGCAGCAAUUUCUUUCAGCUUCACAAGUGGCAUAAUACUACAUAAGUAUGUCAAAUAUAAUAUUUAUCUAAAGGAGCUCAGAUAUUUUUAUUUACAAUCAGUGAUUAUGCCAGUAUAACAUGCUGUUUUCUAGAAAGCAAUACCAUCAGAUGGCUGAACAGAAACAAACUAACACAGGACUCAUCUGGGACAAGGCUCUGUAGAUGUACUUUGCUAUCAUCAGUGCUUAGUGAUUAGCUCUGCUGCAGAAAGCUCCUUAUUACAAACUUGAUUCCAAAUCCAACUCUUGCUCUCAUUUUGCUCUUUGCUGUAGUACUCAAAACUGUAACACCAGGCAAAGGUUGCACAGUGAUUACUACCAAAAAGCCUUAUGCUAGGAAAGAGCCAAAACGUGAUGAACUUCAGCUGCUCCUAUGUCAAGUUUGUAGUACUACAAAAGCUACAAAAGUAGGAGGUAAAUGGGUUGCUUGUAUUGCAUAUUAAAUGAGAUAGCUAUAGUUACUGCAAGAGCAACCUUGCUAUUCAAGCUGUGCUCAAGACCACUGACAUUUGAUUUGCACUUAGUGCUUUCAUUCUGCUUUAUUUCUCUUGGUCACUCUUGAGGUUAAAAUACGGAACUUCAGCUGCCUUCCCAUUGUACAUGAGGAUUUUUCUCUCACCCCACAGAAGUUCAGGUGAGGUAACAUCUGCACUCUAGUUGAAAAUAGCCCUGUCCUGCAAAAGCAUUCUUUCUAAACCAAUUUUCUCCUACACCACAGUAAUGAAGAGAUAGCUAUUUUCAUUGUUCCCUAACAAAAUAUUUUGAAGAAAUUGUAGUUCUUGAUUUCUGCCCCUAAGACAGGGAAAUCAUGAUCAAAUGAAGUUCAUUUAAACACAUCAUCUCAUUAAGUAAAGCAGAAAUGAUACUGGAUCAGUCUAUACUUUCAGGUGGUCACAUGUGCUACUUCUGCAUAUAUCUUAUUCCAUGCCUACAAUUUGUCUGAUGCUUUCAAAAAGAGGCGCUACCUUAAUUUAGCACACCCUGACUGGUACGUGGGAAAAUCCAAAGCUAAUGCAAAAGGAUGCUGUUCUAGGCUACAGGUUUAUUCUCUUCAUCACUGGGAACCUGAAGAAUACAGCUUUGUUAAUUCUAAUUGUACCUGUUUUCCUUUUAACUCUGCAUUGGUUGAACAGCGGAAAAACCUUCAGGUCAUUUGGAAAUGGAUGGCAGGCAGGUAUAAAAAAAAAAAACAACACUGCUUUUCUGCUGACAGUGUAUAAAGUGUCUCUCUUUCCCCUUCCUUUUUCCCUUGCCAUAGAUUUUCUUUCCUUCUGUUCGUCUUACAAGCACUUCAUUAUUUAUUUGUUGUUGCUAAAGUGGUAUCCAACAAUGUGGCAUCUCCAACAAGCUACUUAAUUAAUGCAAUAAAACACUUUUUAAACAGGAUAUUUGGCUUAAUUUGAAAUGUCAGCAUAUAGAAGUUAGGAGCAUAACGCCUUCUUUCUUAUCAUCUUCAGACUGAACAAGAAGACUGACUAGCUCUCUUUCAAACAGGAAUAAAGACAUGUUCAUGAAUUCAAGUGUUCUCAAAGGGCCUCUCACAAUAAGUGAAAAUUAGAUGUACGUUCAUAGCUAAAUUAAGGAACAUACCUUUCAACACAGGUCAUUUUACCUGUGAGGCAUCUCAUUUACCGUGAUCAUGUUCCAUUUUGGUUCACAGUCAGUACUGUAUUAAAGCAAAUAUCCAUGUUUUAAUUUUUGUGCCAGAUUGGUGAUUUCUGUGGGGAGAGUGAACAGCUUCACAGUGGGUGAAAAUUAUUUAUUAACGUGGUCAUUCACGACUAUUUCAGGCACUUGCUAGUAGAAACACUAUUUGGAACACAAAUAUUGAUACCCCAGUAUGUUCUCCUAGUACAUGCUGUA
Molecule: messenger RNA, 5540 nt
Organism: Phasianus colchicus (ring-necked pheasant)
Lineage: Eukaryota; Metazoa; Chordata; Aves; Galliformes; Phasianidae
Product: netrin-4-like
Biological process (GO): axon guidance; substrate adhesion-dependent cell spreading; cell migration
Cellular component (GO): laminin trimer
Molecular function (GO): protein binding
Source: RefSeq, a predicted model, not a curated record